AUGGGCCAAACCUUGCGAAGCCAGCGGUUGAGACGAGCUGUCGACAGCCUGCGGCACCAUUUCUCGUAUGUAUCGAUUACUUGGCGCAUCAUGGACAACCGGCCUUUACCUUCUAUAGCAGAAACAAAUACCACAGUGACAGACCUGUGGUAUCAGAGUCUGAAUUUCUUCAGGCACAGCAUUGAUAACACUUUCGUACAUUUUUGUAUUCUUUUUCCCUCUCAAAAGAUCCAUCUUGUUAACCACAACCACCAAACCCCGCCCUUCCUCGACAGCCCGCCUGGCAAUGACUACUUCAGCAUGAUUCAUGCUCCGUCUACCUUUUGCAAUCUGUUUUUACAAACAAAAGGCACAUAUAAUAUAAGUGACAAGUUGACAAGACACAAAGAUAGAUUUACCAGAAGACUCGUUCUGAACUACCUCUUCAGCAUCAAGAACCAAAGCAACUACGUGAGCCCUCAUGAGAUGCUUCCUCGUCUGCACAAUGCUCAACGAUGA
Molecule: messenger RNA, 498 nt
Organism: Striga asiatica
Lineage: Eukaryota; Viridiplantae; Streptophyta; Magnoliopsida; Lamiales; Orobanchaceae
Source: the annotation of a GenBank genome assembly